Molecule: messenger RNA, 1219 nt
Organism: Octopus bimaculoides (California two-spot octopus)
Lineage: Eukaryota; Metazoa; Mollusca; Cephalopoda; Octopoda; Octopodidae
Product: WD repeat-containing protein 76
Biological process (GO): regulation of DNA damage checkpoint
Cellular component (GO): nucleus
Molecular function (GO): DNA binding; protein binding
Source: RefSeq, a predicted model, not a curated record
AUGAAUCUGUCAUUGACUACAAUUCUCUUACAGGCCAAACAAAUGUUUGAUGCCACAAUGCCAGUUAAACCGAAAACUACUUCAAAAUCAAAACAGAAAACUACACCAAAAUCAAAAAGGGUGUUUACACCAACACGCAGAAGCGCACGUAUUCAGCGCAUAGAUCCUUCAGGAGUACCACUCCUAUCCCUGCCAGAUGUUGAACCAGAGGAGAAAAUGGAACGCAAGCCAUUGGGUCCUCUCAAGAUGUCUGACUUGGUGAGUAAUGAAAAUACAGAAGAUAGCACCAAAGUGUUUGCUGCCAAUCUGAAGAACCUUUCCGAUGCAGCUGAACCUCAGAAGCUGAAAACACCUACUUCUGCAUCAUUAGUAAGUCAAGGACUUGCUGAUGGUGGAGCUGUCUGUUUUAAUCCCCACACCAAACCAGUCAACUGUCUUGCAUUUAAUCCAUAUAAUCUACACCAGCUGUACUCUUGUAGUUAUGAUGGUACUCUACGUUGUGGCUACUUUGAAAAGGACAUUUUUGAAGCUAUUUACUACACUCCAGAAGAAGAUGAUGUGUUGUUACGCAACUUUUCCUUCUUUGAUGCUAACACGCUAUUUGUCUCACAAAGUGAUGGAGAUGUUGCUGUUGUUGACAUACGUACAAAAAGUGGCAAACCUGAAAAUUUGUUCACAGCAAGCCACAAAGGCCUUCGUUCUGUUGAUAUCCAUCCUGUAAAAAAGGAAUAUUUUGUUACUGCGGGGCUAGACUGUACAGUAUCAUUAUGGGACCUGAGAGCAACCAAGAAGAAACCAAACAAGAUAUGUUCUAUGUCUGCCUCCAGAAUGGUCGACAGUGCUUAUUUCUCACCCCUCACAGGGAAAUACAUCCUCUCCACUGCACAAGACGACAGAAUCAGAAUAUAUGAUAGCAGCAAAUUAUCUUCAAGCAUGCCGUGUCUCCAUUCCAUUAGCCACAACAACCAGACUGGUCGAUGGCUUACCAAAUUCCGUGCAACUUGGCACCCAUGCAGAGAGGACCUGUUCAUAAGUGGCAGUAUGAAUCGACCAAGACAGAUUGAGUUGAUCAACGACGAAGGUAAAUGCAUGAUGGUUCUUCACCAUCCAGAACUGAUCAACUCUGUCCAGUCACUGAAUGAAUUCCAUCCGACCAUAAAUGCUGUUGUUGGUGCCAAUGCCAGUGGAAAACUUCAUGUCUUUAAGUAAAAAAAAAAUA